Molecule: messenger RNA, 11146 nt
Organism: Ochotona curzoniae (black-lipped pika)
Lineage: Eukaryota; Metazoa; Chordata; Mammalia; Lagomorpha; Ochotonidae
Gene: UBE3A
Product: ubiquitin protein ligase E3A
Exons: 16
Coding region: 1159-3735 (858 amino acids)
Biological process (GO): ubiquitin-dependent protein catabolic process; protein polyubiquitination
Molecular function (GO): ubiquitin protein ligase activity
Source: RefSeq, a predicted model, not a curated record
AAUAUUGUUUCAACAUCUGUGAUCUUUUAACUGUACAAUAUCUAGUUAUGAAAUUUAAAAUUUUUAUAUAGGUAAAUCACACAUGAUAGGUAAAUAACUUAUAGCUUCUGGAUUUUUUUAUGCUUUCAAAGAUGAUGCAAGAGUUCAUUAUCUGUAUUUAGUCUUUUUAUGAUUUUGUGUUAUGACUUAAAUUUAUAAAUGUAGAUCUGAAUUCUGUACAUAUUUGGAGCUAGUAUGGUUUAAAUCCUGAUUGCAUUUGGGGUAGAUAUGGUUUAAGAUUAACUACUCUUUGCUGUCUUCUGCUUGUGUAGGUAAUUGUUGAGACUACUUAAGGGAUAUUUUCUUCAAUCACUUAAAAUGCCCUAAAGAGUUGUAAAUUUUGAAGAAAAAUAGUUUACUGAAAUAUAAUUUGCAUCCUAUAAAAUACUUUCAAACAAUUUCAAACUAUACUUUUUGAAGUAUUUUGUACUGCAUACACACAUAAAUAUUUGAACUAACUCUGAAAAGUUUUUGCCAUGGACGAGUGCGGCAUAGUUGGUAAAGCCACUGACUGUGAUGCUGGCAUCCCUCAUGAGCACCAGUUCAAGACCCUUUUGCUCUGUCUCCAGUCCAUUUCCCAGCUAAUGCAUCUGUGAAGGCUGCAGUACCUGUCUCAAGGCCCCUGCACCUAUAUGGUAGAUCCAGAAGAAGAUCCUAGCUCCUUUGGCCUGGCCUGGCUCAGGCCAUUGCGGCCGCUUUGGGAGGAAACCAACAGGGUGACCAUCUUAAUUUGGAAUUACUGGGUCACUUGGAACUGCCUGCCAUAAUUUUAUACAAUGGCUGCACCAUUUUGCAUCACUACCAACAGUACAUAAGGCUUCCAGUUUCUCCAAGUCAACAAUAAAACUUAUUUUCUGGAAUUAAAAAUUAAUUCUCAUCCCAGUUAAAAAUCUGUAAGAGCCUGAUUUUAGAAUUCACCAGCUCCUCAGAAGUUUGGCGAACUAUGAGUUACUAAGCCUACGCUCAGAUCAAGUUAGCAGCUAGACUGGUGUGCCAACCUGUUUUUAAUCAGUGACUCAAAGCUGUGAUCACCCUGAUGUCACCGAAUGGCCACAGCUUGUAAAAGAAGACUUAAGAUCACCAGGAGAAGCUCAGUCUGACGACAUUGAAACUAGCCGAAUGAAGCGAGCAGCUGCAAAGCAUCUAAUAGAACGCUACUACCAUCAGUUAACUGAGGGCUGUGGAAAUGAGGCCUGCACGAAUGAGUUUUGUGCUUCCUGUCCAACGUUUCAUCGUAUGGAUAACAAUGCAGCAGCUAUUAAAGCCCUCGAGCUUUAUAAGAUUAAUGCAAAACUCUGUGAUCCUCAUCCCUCCAAGAAAGGAGCAAGCUCGGCUUACCUGGAGAACUCGAAAGGUGCCCCGAACAACUCUGAGAUAAAGAUGAACAAGAAGGAAGGAAAAGGACCUCGGAUUGAUUUUAAAGAUGUGACUUACUUGACUGAAGACCUGGUAUAUGAAAUUCUUGAGUUAUGUAGAGAGAGAGAGGAUUAUUCACCUUUAAUCCGUGUCAUUGGAAGAGUUUUUUCAAAUGCUGAGGCAUUGGUCCAGAGUUUUCGUAAAGUCAAACAACACACAAAGGAAGAACUGAAAUCUCUUCAAGGAAAAGAUGAAGAUAAGGAUGAAGAUGAAAAGGAAAAAGCUGCGUGUUCUGCUGCUGUUGCUGCUGCUGCUGCUAUGGAAGAAGAUUCAGAGGCAUCAUCAUCAAGGAUCAGUGAGAGUUCACAGGGAGACAAUAAUAUACAAAAGUUAGGCCCCGAGGAUGUGUCUGUGGAUAUUGAUGCUAUUAGAAGGGUGUAUACCAGAUUGCUCUCUAAUGAAAAAAUAGAAACUGCCUUUCUCAAUGCACUUGUAUAUUUGUCACCUAACGUAGAAUGUGAUUUGACAUAUCACAAUGUAUACUCCCGAGAUCCUAAUUAUCUGAAUUUGUUUAUUAUUGUAAUGGAGAAUAGAAAUCUCCACAGUCCUGAAUAUCUGGAAAUGGCUUUGCCAUUAUUUUGCAAAGCAAUGAGCAAGCUACCCCUUGCAGCCCAAGGAAAGCUGAUUAGACUUUGGUCUAAAUACAGUGCAGACCAGAUUCGGAGAAUGAUGGAAACAUUUCAACAACUUAUUACUUACAAAGUCAUAAGCAAUGAAUUUAACAGUCGAAAUCUGGUGAACGAUGAUGAUGCCAUUGUUGCUGCUUCCAAGUGCUUGAAAAUGGUUUACUAUGCAAAUGUAGUUGGAGGAGAUGUGGACACAAAUCACAAUGAAGAAGAUGAUGAAGAGCCUAUCCCUGAGUCUAGUGAGUUGACACUUCAGGAACUUUUGGGAGAGGAGAGAAGAAACAAGAAAGGUCCUCGAGUGGACCCACUGGAGACUGAGCUUGGUGUUAAAACUCUGGAUUGUCGAAAGCCACUUAUUCCUUUUGAAGAGUUUAUUAAUGAACCACUGAAUGAUGUUCUAGAAAUGGAUAAGGAUUAUACUUUUUUCAAAGUAGAAACGGAGAACAAAUUCUCUUUUAUGACAUGUCCUUUUAUAUUGAAUGCUGUCACAAAGAAUUUGGGAUUAUAUUAUGACAAUAGAAUUCGCAUGUACAGUGAACGAAGAAUUACUGUUCUCUACAGCUUAGUUCAAGGACAGCAGUUGAAUCCAUAUUUGAGACUCAAAGUCAGACGUGACCAUAUCAUAGAUGAUGCACUUGUCCGGCUAGAGAUGAUCGCUAUGGAAAACCCUGCAGACUUGAAGAAACAGUUGUAUGUGGAAUUUGAAGGGGAACAAGGAGUGGAUGAGGGAGGUGUCUCCAAAGAGUUUUUUCAAUUGGUUGUGGAGGAAAUUUUCAAUCCCGAUAUUGGUAUGUUCACAUAUGAUGAAUCUACAAAACUGUUUUGGUUUAACCCAUCUUCUUUUGAAACUGAGGGUCAGUUUACUCUGAUUGGCAUAGUAUUGGGCCUGGCUAUUUACAAUAACUGUAUACUGGAUGUACAUUUUCCCAUGGUUGUGUACAGGAAGCUAAUGGGGAAAAAAGGAACUUUCCGUGACUUGGGAGACUCUCAUCCAGUUUUAUAUCAGAGUUUAAAAGAUUUGUUGGAAUAUGAAGGAAAUGUGGAAGAUGAUAUGAUGAUCACUUUCCAGAUAUCACAGACAGAUCUUUUUGGCAACCCAAUGAUGUAUGAUCUAAAGGAAAACGGUGACAAAAUUCCAAUUACAAAUGAAAACAGGAAGGAAUUUGUUAAUCUCUAUUCUGACUACAUUCUCAAUAAGUCUGUAGAGAAACAAUUCAAGGCUUUUCGCAGAGGUUUUCAUAUGGUGACCAAUGAAUCUCCCUUAAAGUACUUAUUCAGACCAGAAGAAAUUGAAUUGCUUAUAUGUGGGAGCCGGAAUCUAGAUUUCCAGGCACUAGAAGAAACUACAGAAUAUGAUGGUGGCUAUACCAGGGACUCUGUCCUGAUUAGGGAGUUUUGGGAGAUCGUUCAUUCAUUUACAGAUGAGCAAAAAAGACUCUUCUUGCAGUUUACAACAGGCACAGACAGAGCGCCUGUGGGAGGACUAGGAAAAUUAAAGAUGAUUAUAGCCAAAAACGGCCCAGACACAGAAAGGUUACCUACAUCUCAUACUUGCUUUAAUGUCCUUUUACUUCCGGAAUAUUCAAGCAAAGAAAAGCUUAAAGAGAGAUUGUUGAAGGCCAUCACAUAUGCCAAAGGAUUUGGCAUGCUGUAAAUCAAAACUAAAACAAAACAAGGAAGAAAAAAGAAAAAAAAUUUUAAUAAAUAUAAUAAGAGAGAUAAAUUUGGUUGUGGUAGUGUCCCAGUAUAAAAACGGCUGUAAGAUAGUGAAUCACAGUAGCCACCUCUGUCUGUGCCUCCCUUCUUCAUUUGGGGACAUGUGGGCUGGAACAGCAGAUUUCAGCUACAUAUAUGAACAAAUCCUUUAUUAUUAUUAUAAUUAUUUUUUUGCGUGAAAGUGUUACAUAUUCUUUCACUUGUAUGUACAGAGAGGUUUUUCUGAAUAUUUAUUUUAAGGGUUAAAUCACUUUUGCUUGUGUUUAUUACUGCUUGAGGUCGAGCCUUUUUAAGUAUUUAAAGUAUAUAUACACCAACAAAACUACUCCCCCAAGGAAAACAUUUCCACCAUUUGUAGAACAUGUAACCUUCAAGUACAUACUAUUUUUGUCCCUGUAUCUAACAAAAAUCAGGAACUUUUUUUUUUUUAAGAUUUGCUUUUGAAACUUGAAGUCUUGGAAACAGUGUGAUGCAAUUACUGCUGUUCUAGUCCCCCAAAGAGUUUUCUGUGCAAAAUCUUAAUAAAGAUGGAAGGGAGAACUUGGAAUGUUUUAACUGCAGCCCUCAGAACUUUUACUUUAGUAACAGCACAACAAAUUAAAAACAACUCAUGCCACAGUAUGUUGUCUUCAUGUGUCUUGCAAUGAACUUUCAGUAGUCAAUCUUUAGUAUAUGAAAGGUCAAGGGUUUUUUUUGUUUGUUUUUGUUUGUUUUUUCUGUUGUUGUUGUUGGUUAAGUUUAUUGGGAAAAGUGCAUUUGGCCAAAUGAAAUGAUUGUCAAGCCUAUUGCGAUAGUUAUAAAGUUUAUUAUAAAACAAAUGCAUGUGAAAGUGCACUUAUCCUUUUAUUAAUUAUUGCCUAGAUUUUAAAUAGACAAUCUAAAGUCUCACCUUUAUGUUGUCAUUAUUUUGUUUGAGCAGCUUUUUAGCAAGGCAGAUGACCAGGGUUGUGACAUAGUAGAAAGGGUGGCUGCUGUGCCUUGUAUCACCUGGACAGUAAACAGACCUGGAAAGGAAUGGAGCUUUCACUCCUAACAGUUAUGCUGUUAUCCCCAACAAUUAAAAUUACUUCAGAAAGUUUUAAAAAAGAAGAUCUUUCAAAUGCUAAGGGUGGAAAAAGUCCAAUUAGGCCUAAAUUACUUGCUGUUAAGAAGUAAGUAGUUUUCCCUUUCCUAGUCUUCUGUUUUGGUGAUGUUGAUUUCUUUUUUACAUUAUUUAGUAAAAGGAUUGUGUAUUUUUAACUAAGGAGAGAGGUUAAUAUAUCCUUCUACAAGCUGCAGCUAAUGUGCUGAGCUUGGGCCUUGAUUGUUUUUAACUGAUUACUACAGAUCAGCUUGAUGAUUUGUUUCAAAUUGAUAGGGAAAAUACAGCUGUCGAAUCAUUAAAGGGAAAAAAGGAUGUCUUUCAGGAUUAUUUUAAUUCUUUAAUAAUUGAGAGAGAACUGUCUCGUACUUUAACAAUAAAGCAGUGGCAUUUUCACAACUUAAUGAUUAAGAAGAUUAUGCUUUCCAUAUUGUGAUAAGGUAACAUGGGUUUUUUGGCUUUCUUCUGGGCCAACUGUUAAGAGUAUUGUAAAGGUAUGUACUUUACUUGAUGCAAGGGACCCUCAAAUGACUAUCUUAAAGUCAAAGGCCCUCUCAUCCACUGUGCUUCUUAUGUAAUGUAAGAAGAGGGAAAAUGGAGUAUUAUGGGGAAAUUUUAUAUAAUAAAUUCAUGAAGAAAUUUAUGCUCUUCAGUUCUCAAGUUUUAUCACUACAGUAUUGGAGUUCUACAUUUACAAUAAUAUCUAUGAAGUUGUUAAAUAAUUGAAUAUAGUUGGUUUCAUACCAAUUCUUUUAACAAAAAGACAACUUAUCCUUAAACUUUUAUUAAAUGUAAUUACUGAUUUAAACUAGUUGUUCCUCCCCUUGCUUAGUUAAUAAUUAUCCCAAGAUUUUAUGACUCUCUUAUAACUGCCUUUUCACUUGUGUUUACCAGAAUGUCACUAAAUAUCCUAAGAGGAUAAUAAGAGGAAUUUCACUGUAGUGUAGUAUACUGGCUACUCCCUCUACUCCAGAUACUGCUAUAAACAUGCUUUUUUCCUUAGAUAGUCUGUUACAUAUUACGAUAUUUUUAUUGGCCUACAGUCUGCAGGAAGCCCUUAGGAAUAGAAUGAACCAUAAACUAUCUUUAUAAACAAAAUGUGAAAUUCUUUUGCCUUUUCUUAUUAUAGGAUAAUCCAGAUGUAUAAAAUCACAGCAUGUGGCUAUACUUUCUCUGGAGCCUAGCAACUCCAGGGUCCCUUAAUUUAUAUAUUGCUUUACUGGGCUGUUGUUAAAUGUAUGGUAAAAUCUGAAUACAGUAUCUUUAGCUUUAUUUUGGGAUACAUGCCUUUUUACAGAGAUAUAUAUCAAAAAGAACAUGAAUCUUCAAACAGAUAACCUGUGAUGUUACUCAUCCCUUGCCACAGCUAACAUAUUACAAGAGACAGAAGUACCUGGGUAACGUCACUACUGUUGCCAUAAAAACAUGGCAGUAUGAGAAUUUCCUGCCCCUUUUAAGAAUUAUUCUAAGAAUUCAGAUGAUUUGUCAGAGGCAAAAGUGUCUUCUAAAGGUUACUCUCUCUAUAAUCUUUGUGCCCUGUUUACCUUAAUAUUAUCUUUUCUGGCCUACCAGCCUAAGGAACUUCUGCAACCUAUCCACCCUCUCUGUAUCACCAAAGAAUCACCAGACACAGUUUCCACUUGUGCUCUCUUUUGUCUUACUUCUUUUUAUCAGUGCGUGAAGAAUUUCCUGAAUGGGGGAGAGAGGGUUCCUCCCCUCCUUGUUCAGAUCAGAGGAUUUACGUUUGUUCACAGUUAAACAGAUUUUUAUGUACAAGUGGGAUGGAUUUCACUGCGAAAGGCUGUGCAUUCCAUGCUGUUUCUCUGAAGACCAUCGAUUCCCCAAGCAUACUCACAGCCUCCUCUGUCCUUAACAUCCAAGAAUACCCUGAACGUGGGCUGCUGCUUCUCAAACUGUUCCCCCUUUCUGUACACAUCUUAUGUGGAUCCUCCUCCAAUUCAUUUUUUGUCUGAACUUAUCUCGAUGUUUCUUGCCAUCAGUUGGUCCCAAAGACUCCCACUCCUCUCUUGUCCAGAGUUCUGUCUGUAGUUUGCCCUUCUAUCACCUCAAUGAAAAUGAAGCUUUUAUCUUUCAUCUCUAUUGUGAUUUACUUCUCCUUAAAAAUGUCACUUCCCACAGUCUCUUGUUCUUUGUCACAGAUAUCAGUCCUUUUACCUCAAAUCUCUUCUGUUCCUCCUUUUUCAUACUUUAGAUCAAGGCCUUCCCACAUCUGGAUAUCCUUCAUUGCUUGUUCUUAUAAGGCCUGACUGAUCACCUCUUUACUCUUUCCAUUUUGCUGAAGUAUAGUUUUGCUGCUCUUAAUACCCUGUGCCCUAAGACUCACUUUCCAGUUUGGCAUCCAGUGCCCUGCACUGACAGCCCACCUGCCUUUCCACUUCUCACUUCUGUUCCAAAGCUAUCUUUCCAUGAAUCCCUACUUGUGCUACAUUUGUAUUUAUUAAAUACCCUUCAAAGCCAAAUUAUAAAAGCACUCUGCCAAUGUCUUUUGACCCUCAAAGUGCCUCCAAAACCUCAGAACACCCCACAAAUCCAUAGUACCACAGCACGGUGGGGGUAUAUUUUUGAAUGGUAUGGAGUCACUCAGAUUCUUACUGUUUAGGCUGCUUUUGCUGAGGUCCUUUCCACACUUUAGGUUUGACUAUGAAGUGUUUUUUUAACGUAUAAUUAAUGCUUGGAGUACAUUUAUAGUCAAGAUUUUUUUUGCCUCUCAUUACUAUAAUAGGUGUGUAAAUGAUUUUUUGUUAAAGGUUUGGCUAAACCCCUUGUGCAUAGUCCCUCCUGUACGUACGUACCUUACCAGUAUCACUACGCAGUGGUUGGAAAUAACCCAGCCUAUAUUAAAAUGUUCAGUGAAACUGAUGAUUUUUUACUGAAGUCAGACUCUUAUUUCCCUUCUUCCCAUAGAAAUCCUCUUAUAUUUUGAAGUAUUUGAAUAUUUAGUAAUUCAGGAUUAGCUCCCUGAAUAGGCUUUCCAGAAUUCUUGCCCCUGUCAUUCCAACCUAUGGAAAAAAAGAUUGCCACAAAGGAUGAAAGGGAAUGAGUCCAUAAGAGCAAGAUUUUAGCAUGAUUUCCCCCAUCCUGCCUUCCUGGUGGGCUCUCUGGCAAUACAUCUCUGAUCACCCACCAUCCCUGGUCGUUCUCAAUCCUGUAUUUCCCAAUGGAUGGGGUGGGGGAGGGGUCUGUCAUCUUGUAUUGUUCCCAGCUACUCAUACCUGUCAAGGAGCAAUCCUUAGCCACAAUACUGCAUUCCAUACUAAAUGAAACACCAUGAUGAAUACAUUUUAUGUGAGAGCCACAUGUUGACAUGUUUUCAUACUCCCACCAGAUUCUGAAAGUAUCUAAAUUGCAUUGUGCAUCAAAUACCUUGUAUACAUGAUCUUUCAUUUUUAUGGAAUAAUUGCUACAGCCCAAGAGGUUGUGCAUCUUACCAAAAGUCACAUAGCCGGUAAGUAGGUGGAGCUGAACCAUUGCCCAUAUGAUAGUUUCACAUCGUCAAGAGCUCGAAUCAGGAUUCCUAGACUCAGCCAAACAACACCUACAAUAAUUAUCUUAGCUUUAUCAUCCAGUCCACUGGAAGCAUUAGAGGUUUAUCUGACAAGUGGCACAUGGAAUUUGAGGGUGAAUCCUCCAGAGUCAGUAUCUUUGAAUUUGAGUCCUGGCCCUGCCAUUCCUAUGGCUUAGAUUAUACCCUGUCCUACCUUAUCACUGGUUGUCAGGAUUCAAUGAGAUUAAAAUACAGAUGCUACGUAACAUCUUGCAAGACAUCCUGGAGAGACAGAUGGGUUAUCCCCAUAUUUGCAUGAAGGGAGAAACUAAGAGUUUGUGGAAUUGACACUCUUCAUCCACCUUAAAAUGGAAGAGGAGUGUUUUUUCCUCAUCUUUAAUUAAGAUGUAAUUAGCAUACCAUAAAGAUCAUCCUUUUAAGCGUACAAUUAGUAGUUCCUGGUAGAGUCAAUGGUAUUGUGCAGUCAUUGCUAUGUAAUUUCAGAGCGUUUUCAUCACUGCAAAAGCAACUUGUGUACACAUUUGGAGUGACUGCUUAUCCUUAGACCCUGGUAAACCACUAAUCUACAUUCUGUAUAUGGAUUUACAUGUCUUGGACAUUUCUUAUCAGUGGAAUCACGCAGUUUGUGGCCUUUUGUAUCUUUUUGCCCCCACUUAGAAUAUUACUUUCAGGACCCAUCAUCUUGUAGCAUGUAUUAGUGGUUUAUUUCUUUUUUGUGGCUUAAUGAUGUCUUUGUUUUGAUAAUAACUUUUUUGUUGAUAGAUUCAGUGAUGGAUGCUUGAGUUUCUAUUUUUUUUUUUUUUUUUUGGUUGUUACGAAAACUGCAACUAUGAACAUUUGUGUGUGUUUUAUGUGGACCUAAGUUUUUUCUUUCGGUUAUAUACCUGGAAGUGAAAUGGCUGGAUCAUACUGUGACUUUUUUCUAGCCCUUUGAGGAACUGUCAAACAUUUCCCAAAUGGCUACACUAUUUUGCAUUCCAACCAGCUGUGUGUGAGUGUUCCAACUUCUCCCCAUCCUGGGCAACUCAUUUAUCCAGUUUUGAUUCUUAGUGGGGGUAAAGCAGUAUGUUGUAGUUUUAAUUUGUGUUUCCCUGAGGUCAGUGAUGUAAAGCGUCUUUCAUGUGCUUUUUGGUCAUGUGUAUAUUGUUAGUGAAAUGACUGUUCAGAUCUGUCAGCCAUUUUUUAAAAUGUAGUUUUGGGGCUUUUUUUGAAUAUUUUUAAUUAUACUGAUUUUUUAAAUGACAUUCUGGAUUACAAAUCCAGGUAAAUAAUUUGUAGUAACCUUUUUCCCCAUUCUGUGGGUGGUCUUUUCAUUUUCUUGAUGGAGUCCCUUAAAGCACAAAACAUUUUUUUUUUUUUUUUUUUCAGUUUGACUAAACUGCCUAUUUUCCCUAUUGUUGGUUGGUGCAUUUGUGCCAUUUCUAAGGAACCAAUGCCUAUUCCAAGUCAAAGAUAUGUGUCUGUUUUCUUUUAGGCAUAUAGUACUUUCAGCUUUUAUAUUUUGGUGUUUGAUCCAUUUUUGUAUAUGGUGUGUAUAGGGUCCUACUUCAUUCUUUGUUAUGUGAAUGAAUAUCCACUUGUCUAAGCACCAGCUGUCAAAAAGACAUUUCUCCCAUGAAUAGUCUUGGCAUCCAUGACUACAAGUGAUUUACUGUAAAUAUAUAAAACUAUUUUUGAAAUACCAAUUUUAUUCCAUUGUUCUAUAUGUGUAUCUUAAUCCAGUACUGCAUUGUCUUGAUUAUUGUAGCUUUUAAUGAGAUUUGGGAUGUAUCUUCCAACUUUGUUCUUUUUCAAAAUCAUUUUGUCUAUUCUGGAUCUCUUGCUUUCCAUAUGAUUUUUAGGGUUAGCUUUUCAAUUUCUGUAAAUCAGGCAGCUGGAAUUUUUAUAGUGAUUGCGUUGAAUCUGUAUGCCAAUUUGAGGAAUGUUGGUAUUUUGACAGUAUUAAGUUUUCAAUCCAAGCAACAUGGGAUGUCUUUCCAUUUGUUUUGGUUUUUAGUUUCCUUCAGUGAUACUGUAUGUAUUUCAAUGUACAAAUCCUGACCUCUUUGGUUAAAAAUUUUUUUCUAAUUAUUUUAUUAUUUUUAAUGCUAUUACAGUUGUUUACUAGUUUUCAUUUUUGAAUAAUUGAAAAUGUCUAGAAAUAUAAAUGGUUUUUGUGCAUUGAUCUUGUAUAUUAUAGUUUUUCUCAAGUCAUUUAUCCUAAUAUUUUUUUAUUUGAAUUCCUUAGAUUAUGUAUACAAGAUCGUGUAUCUGUGAAUAGAAAUUAUUUCUUUCCAGUCUGGAUUCUUUUUAUUUUUCUUGCCCAAGUGCCCUGGCUAGCACCUCCAAUACAAUAUUGAAUAGAAGUGGCAAGAGCAGAAAUAUUUUACUUAUUCCUAAUGGUAGCAGGAAAGCAUUCAGUCUUUCACCAUUAAGUAUGAUGUUAGCUGUGGGGUUAUCAUAGAUGCUUCAAGUUGAGGAAAUUCCCAUCUGUUUCUAGUUUGUUGAGUGUUUUAUCAAACAAGGAUAUUGGAUUUUGUCAAAUGCUUCUUCUGUAUCUAUUAAGGCUGUCAUGUAGUUUUGUCCUUUAUUGAUAUGUUGUAUAACGUUGAUGGAUUUUUGUAUAUUGAACGAACCUUGCAUUCCUGGAAUAAUCUCAUUUGUCCAUGCUAUAUAAACCAUUUUCUAUGCUGCUGGAUUUGGUUUGCUAGUAUUUUGUUUAGAAUAUUUGCAUCUAUAUUCAUAAAGGAUAUUGGUCUGUGA